AGGGCGGGACUUCCGGGGAGAGCCAUGUCUACCCUGUACAUCGAGUCGGUGGCCGAGCAGGGGAACUGCCUGCACAAACUGAGUUACUGCGUCCGCCGGGAGCUCAAGGUGCUGGGGAUCACCGAGAUCCUGCUGGGCAUCGUGCAGAUCACCCUGGGCCUUCCACUCAACUUCGAUCAGACUCACAUCUUCGUUAUCCUCAUCGGCGUCCCCUGGUGGAGUGGUAUCUGGUACAUCGUGUCAGGGUCCCUGGUGGUUGACAUCAUUAACACCUCCAACACGAGCCUCAAGCAGGUCGUCGCUCUCACGCACGUCGUCAGCUGCCUGGCGGCCACCAUCGGGUUUGGCGCCUACCUCGUCUCCCUGUACCUCAUGCCCCCCGUCUCCUUGAACUUCUUCUAUCUCCAGCCACUGCUGCUUCUGGUGUUCCUGACCGUAGUGUGUCUCGUCGAGCUGGUAGUGGCUUCGCUCAUCCUCUUCCUGCACUGUGUGCUCAUCGGAAAGGAGAUUCACAUCUCCAGGCUCUCGCUCAGCCGCCACUGAGGCAGACGGCUGCGAUGCGACACCCCCACACCGUCUCGUCCGCGUCUGGGCCGGGUGCAGAUGGGGGAUCGUCACCCUGCCUGCCGCUGCCCGUAAUCUCUGCUCCUCUCCCACCACCCCUGGCCUGGCUCCGUCACCCCCUCCGGAGCCGUGUCACGAUCACUCGUUAAUUCUGUUCAGCCGGCCGAUGGCCU
Mobula hypostoma (lesser devil ray) is the source of this 737-nucleotide messenger RNA. RefSeq names its product membrane-spanning 4-domains, subfamily A, member 17A.17 (gene ms4a17a.17). The record is from RefSeq and is a predicted model, not a curated record. The transcript has 7 exons. Gene Ontology annotation, cellular component: membrane. Bases 25 to 543 code for a protein of 172 amino acids. NCBI's taxonomy places the organism in Eukaryota, Metazoa, Chordata, Chondrichthyes, Myliobatiformes, Myliobatidae.